This is a messenger RNA of Talaromyces stipitatus ATCC 10500, 1212 nucleotides long. RefSeq lists its product as uncharacterized. The record is from RefSeq and is a predicted model, not a curated record. NCBI's taxonomy places the organism in Eukaryota, Fungi, Ascomycota, Eurotiomycetes, Eurotiales, Trichocomaceae. The transcript has 2 exons. The coding region runs from base 1 to 1212 and encodes 403 amino acids. Gene Ontology annotation, molecular function: monooxygenase activity; heme binding; iron ion binding.
AUGAGUCAAAACGACAUUAUUGUCUGUAUCGUCCUGCCCACGGUGCUCAUCUUUAUUACGGCGAUCUUAGCACGUCAACGGGGCCAAGUCCUUGCAGUAGAUGCUGCUGAUCGAAAGACAAUUUACUACACACCGAGCGAAAUUCGUUCACUCAUUGCAGCCAAAACGAUCCACGGCCGAGAUAAUCAGCUUAGACCACUCAAAUCCAGAAGCCUCCCGAACGAAUCGCUACAGCUAGCAUUUGGUAUUCAAAAUGCUUUUACAAGUGACGACCAAUGCUACGUUGAGGAAUUUGUUAAGAUGUCAAGCAACUUCAUCAACCUCUCAAGUGACAGUUGGGACAUUAUUGUCUCAACGACUCAAAACACUGUCAAGCAAUGGAAAAGUGACGCCCAAGGUGCUUACGAAUCUCGAUGUGAAGUUGAACUUGUGCCUAUGGUACAGUCAAUGACUCUGAACGCUGUUCUGACAGCUUUUUUCUUCCUCAGGAAAAAGGCUGGCACCAACGAUGUCCCGUCCAAAGCCCUUACUAAGCUGGCUGAGGCUAUCAAUGACACAUGGAUUAUGUCCAAAAAAGAAGACACCCUUAUAGCAUUCGAACAUAAUGAUAAGCUACGAUCGGCUCUUAUUGAGGUAUUACCAGAUGCGGACAUAUCGAAUCCACGCGGGAACCCGUUGAACUUGAUAUUGCCUGGUUUCGAAACCAUGUGGCGGAUCGUCUUACGAUGCUUUCUUGAGGUCGCAUACAAAACAGGUAAAGAGCAUACAAACUGGAGGGAAGCGCUAGUAAGUUACUCUGAAAAUCCUACGGCAGAGCGAUUCAAUCGAGCCUUUUCACCGGACGGGGCAUCUGCAAAGAAUCUAGUCAAGGAAGCACUUCGUCUGUACCCGCCAACGAAACGAGUAUAUAGAGCCUGGAAGGAAGCAACUUCCCCAGAACCGAAGAAGAUCGCCGCGGAUAUUGAAGCUUGCCAUCUGUCAACAAGCAUCUGGGGAGAGACAGCUGGAAAAUUCGACCCUUUACGCUGGGAAAAAGUGACAAAGGAGCAAGAAGAGGCUUUUUUACCUUUUGGUUCUAGACCGUUCGAGUGCCCUGCAAAACCAAUGUUUGGGCCACGGCUAGUAGGCCUAUUAGUUGGAACGCUACUUGGUGCAUAUCCGCAUGACUGGACUGAUGGCGCACGUAAACUCGUAUUAGGACAUGAGAAGUAA